AUCUGGCCAUAAAGACUAUAGCACAUUUUCGCAGAAGCUUCAUUCCACUGAAGAGAUUAAAACUCUGGCAAAAUUGCUGACUUCGAGUUUGAAGGAAUGGAAUAUGUUACUGAGCAGUGUACAAGACGAUUAUUAUUUUCUGAACUUCUUUCAUCCCGAUCAGCUUUGGAUCCUACAAAAGUUUUGUUCGCAACCUUCUGAAAUGAGAAACGAGCAAUUCUCGAUGGCGCCCGUCCACGACUUGCUGCGGUUUGUAGACCCAGAACUACAACACGAGGAUUUAAGAGGAUUUGGUAGUAAGUCCCAAGCACCAAUUGAACACUCUGGAAUAGAGAGUGAUCUUCGCGCCAUUGGAAAUGCUCUGAAUAACUUAUUCUUACCUCACCGACCAAAAGAGAUGCAACUGAAACUACAACGGGAUUUGCAAACAGCUGUUAAACCUGGCGAGCUAUUUGUAGCUGUUCUUGAACAUGACAGUAAACAAACCAUUCCUGUGGUCAUGUCUCUGUUCAAGAAUACUGAAACUAUCGAAAACUAUCAGCCUUUAUUCAAGAAUACUGAGUUGUCUUAUCCACAGCCAAGCCAAGUUCUAUUUUGUAGUUCAGAUACCAGCUGGGAAGAGGUGGAGCGACUUCUAAAACGUGCAUUUGAAGCACAAAAGCAUUCAGCCGCAGUGAAAUUACACUGCCUUGCCAAUGUUGAAAACCUAUGUAAUGACGUACAGUUUGAACUCGUUGCAGCCAUUAGAACAUACCAAGAAAGCGUUGUAUCCCCAUAUCUACUAUGUUUGGUCUGCUGCGGGGGGUUUCAUCAUCACAUUGUUGAUCAGUUUUCUACGACAACACUCAACGUUGCUGGUUUGUCAGAUUUUCAACUGCGAAAGGCAUUUCAGAAUGAUUUCCCUUACGUUUUCGUUGUUACCUCAGAUCUUCCUGGUGUGGGAAAAACAGAGGUUGUUCACGAACAUGCAGCAGUUACGAGCAAAAACGCAGUAACUUUUCCAAUCAGCGGGCCUUUGUCGAGAAAAGAUCUGGUAAAAAAAUUGUCGGCAAUACAUAUUUCCCCGAGUGAAUGCAUUCACUUUGAUGUUGGUGAUGUGGACGAUCCUUUCCUUCUGGACACGUUCAUGUUCGAGCUGGUUGUUUUAGGCAUGAUUUCCUCUGGAACGAAAAUUUUUCAUCUGCCAACCAAACAUGUCUACAUUGAAAUCGCAAACACAAUGAAAAAUUGGUUACAAGACUCGCUUCCUGUCACGAAGUGCUUUUCUCCUUUGCACAUAAAGGCGGAUAGUUAUAAAGACCUUGUUGUGAGCCAAGAGCCACUGAGUCCCAUGCAAGUGGUUUGUCAAUAUCUGCAUGCUUAUGAAUCUGGAUUCAUAGAGACCAAAGACUUGGAUCCUAGGAAGCUACAACCUCUGUCUCCAGAAGAUUGCAAACGUCUCCUAGCCACGCAUUUUAUGUCAACCACCGAAAUAUCAUACAACAUAGUGGAAAGUUUUACAAAGGUUUUUUCUAACCAACUUUUACAAUUUCAGGCAAGUCCAUUUUUCAAACCUAAAGCUUUGAAGGCCGCUCUUGGUCCAAAUCAUGAUGCUCGAGCCCGUCUCUUCGAUGCCCUCUUGAAGGUGUCAAGAGAAUUUGCAUCACGGUCUGUUUUAACUUGCAAGAACACGCAGUCAGAGGCCAAUACAAAGGAGAAGGCCCCUGAAGUGCUUAAGAAACUUCAAUCAUCCUCAAAGAGAGCUGCAGUCGAAAUGGUUGAACGGGUGGAAGGAAUGAUUAAGUGGGCUGAUAACAAUCACCUUGUAAUUGCCUUUCAUGACCUACAGAAUCUUACUGUCUCUGCUUUGUACCGUGAUUUGUCAAAGGUGCCUCCUAAGCUAAAGGAGCUGUUGGAAACCCAAGCAAGAAAAGGCGCAGAAAUUGAGGACUUUACAAAACUCAACCACGAUGAGCUCAAGGAGCGACUCCAUCGAAUUGUAGGAAGAGCUCCUGGAGGAAACGAUGUUCACCGGGAAAACACUGAUUACGCUCUUACUCCAGAUAACAUUCUCAAAAUGGUGCUGGUCAUCCAACGCAUUAAAGCGCGUAUACCUGUCAUCCUUAUGGGAGAAACUGGCUGUGGUAAGACCAGCCUCGUCAGGUACCUUGCUUGGACGUGUGGUGUUCCAUUUCAUGUAUUCAAUUUUCACGCAGGUGUUACUGAAGAGCAAAUUCUCUCUUUUGUGCAAAACAUUGGCGAGGAAGUAAAGGGUGAUACAGAAGUUUGGGUUUUUCUUGACGAAAUUAACACUUGCAAUCGUUUGGGGAUUAUUAAUGAGAUCAUUUGUCACGGUAGCAUCGAGGGAAAAGCACUGGCGCCAAACUUAGUCUUUAUGGCUGCUUGUAACCCGUAGCGCUUACGUCCCACUGGCAAAAUCUUGACAGCCGGUCUCAGUGAAAAGACAGCCACAGAUGAAUACUCGAAACUAGUAUACCGUGUUAACCCAUUACCAGAAACGAUGAUCGACUACGUCUGGGACUAUGGAUCUCUUAGUAGAGAAGACGAGCGUGCCUACAUCGGUCGAAUGGUACAACGAAUCACUGGAAACUCAGACAACUUGCUGGCUGAUCUUCUAUGUACCUCUCAGCAGUGCAUCCGGGAAGUUGACGAGAACCACUAUUGUGUCAGUCUCAGAGAUGCUCAUCGAUGCAUUGUUCUCGUGAAAUGGUUUGAGAAGAUCUUGCAGAAGCGCGAGAAUCUGCCCCUAUCUAGUAACAGUGGACAGUGCGAGAGUCACGGAAUCGCUCGUGAGACAACCAGUGAGGAGAGAGCUUUUGUUCUUGCCUUAGCGCACUGUUAUCAAUCACGUCUAUCGACUGCAGAGGAUAGACAAGGAUACCGUAGGCGUGUGUGUGAUUGCUUUGAAAAACACGGAAGACAUCACAUUUUACAGGCGUCUUUUAAGGCUAUUGUCAGAGCAGAGCAAGAGGACUACCUUAAACGCAUGGAAAUGGCAGAGGGAACCGCUCAGAACGCUGCGCUUCGCGAGAAUAUUUUUGUUAUGUUAGUUUGUAUUCUGAAUCGUAUCCCGGUUUUCGUUGUUGGGAAGCCAGGGUGUAGCAAGUCUUUGUCUAUGCAAAUCAUUCGCAGCAACUUGAGGGGAAAGGAUGCUAAAGAUCCUUUUCUGAAAUCACUUCCCCAACUCUAUGUCAUUUCCCACCAAGGUUCAGAAUCGUCAACGUCUGAUGGGAUACUCAAGGUGUUCGACAAAGCACGAAAAUACAGGGAGCACAACAAAAGCGACAAUGUUCUCCCAGUUGUGCUCCUUGACGAGAUUGGACUAGCUGAGGUGUCAAAGUACAACCCUCUCAAAGUAUUACACAGCCUUCUUGAACCUAGCGAUGGUGCUUUCCCUGAUGUUUCCGUGGUGGGCAUUUCAAAUUGGGCUUUAGAUGCUGCCAAGAUCAAUCGUGCAAUUCAUCUCUCCCGACCUGACCCAGAUGUUAAUGAUUUAACUGAGACUGGAAAGUCUUUGCGACAAGUUAACAGCGACAGUAACGCACAAUACACCGCACAAACCUACCCACACGAUAUCGACCUUCGCAAACUUGCUGAAGCGUAUCAUAGAUAUCAAGUAUCUCAAAGAUAUGCAAACUUCCACGGCCUGCGUGACUAUUACAGUCUUAUUAAAUGCCUCAGCUCAAACACGAAUCAUGACACCUCCACCAACCUUCUUCACGCACUACGGAGAAAUUUUGGUGGGGUCCCUACUGACGUCAGCAUUUUUGAGAAAGUGACGGAGUCUUUGCAGUUGAAUGGGGAGAAGUGUCGUUUUCCAGUCACUCAACUUAUUCAUGACAAUCUGCAUGACAAACUUGCUCGACAUUUAAUGAUAAUAACCAAUGGAGAUUCUGCUAUUGGUAUCCUGGAUCAGACUUUCCAAAGUAUGGACAAAGAGAAAAUCACUAUCUUUGGUAGUCGGUUUGAAGAAGACCUCUGUGAAGACUAUAAUUAUCGAAUGCUUAGUCGCAUCAUUUUGUGCAUGGAGAGAGAUUGCGUUCUUAUCCUUCGAGAUCUUGAGAGCAUCUACGGUAGCCUUUACGAUAUGCUGAACCAAAAUUACACAGUCGUUGGUGGGCGGAAAAACUGUCGAGUUGCUCUCGGAGCCUUCAGCAAUCCUAUGUGUCAGGUUCAUGACGGAUUCAGAUGUAUCGUUUUGAUUGAUGAGAGGAAGGUUGACUAUACAGAUCCUCCUUUUCUUAACCGAUUCGAAAAGCAACUGCUUCGCUUCUCAGACGUCCUAGACGAUAAAGAAAAAGACAUCAUCGGCACUUUGAAUAAAUGGGUGAAGGACAUUUGUACCAUUCCAGAUUUCGAAUCUCAGUUUCACGAAGAAGAUAUGUUUCUCGGAUUCUGUGAUGACACCUUACCUUCACUUGUCCUCAAACAAUGUCAAGAUGAAGAGCCCAAAGAAGAAGUAGUUUUGGAAAAAUGUAAGCAGGAUCUUAUGUUAGUAGCUACGCCUGAUGGCUUUGUGAGAAGUUUAGAAUCAUCCCUGGCCAAAAGUAAUUUUGAGGAGGUCCAAACAUUAUACAACAGCUAUUUUCAGAAGCCCCUGCACAAUGGCCUAGAAGAGUAUCUUAAAAAAUCCCUGGAAAAUACGCAGGUGAAUUCAAAAAGCGGAGAUGCCAACAGUGGCAUGCGACUUCUGAUAAUGACCCACAGUAAUAUCCACGUAAAUGUGACAGAAUGCCUUCAGGGGCUACUUAAGUGUCAGACUGAAAAACUUAGCGCUUUCAAGUCUGAAAAGAAUUUAACAAAGACCCUUGAGAGUUUCUGGAGGUCUAAUGACACACUUUUGGUACUACAAUGCAAGCCGGAGUUAGACGCUACCCAUCUGCUUCUUGCAAUAUCAAUCAUUGAGCACCAGAGACAGACGCAGAUCAGAGAGGCUCUGCAAACAGAAAACUGGCAAAUCAAGCAUGUUUGCAUCGUAAUCCAUGUUCAAAGGGAAAGCAAAGGCGAUGAAUUGGAAAGUCAGCGAUGGCAGUUCAGUUUCCAGAGCGGCUGGAAGCAAGUAACUAUCGAUACUUUAGAGCCACUCCGGCUACCUAUCACUGAGUGUCUCGAUGUCAGUGUUGUUGACCUUUUGGAAACAAAGCUCUCGUUUACAGAAGUCGCUUCUGAUCAAUUUCUCUGGUGCUUCACUCGAAUAAGAUAUCCAGCCAACCGCCAGCCUUCAGUAGAGGACAUUGUCCAACUGGAGCAGAAUCUUAGGUCAUCCUCCAACUCUAAGAUCCUGGAAUGUUUCAGGGAGCUAGUAAAGCGCUGGUUGAAUGAGAGAGAUCGCAAUUCAAGACAACUAAACGCUCGCAGCUGGCAAUUUUUUGUGGCGUGUGAUAGGCAAGCUUUAAUUGCUUCUUCACAUUUGGUGGGAGCUAUUCAACACCAUGUCAGCCAUCUUGUGCGUCAACCACUGGCAAAAAUUGUUUAUUUCCUAGAGAAGGAAUCUGCCUGGCCGAAGUGUUUGUUCAAACAGAAGCUAUCCCACGAAGAGGAACUUCAAGUUUGGUCAGAAGUGAUCUUAAAUCAAGAAAUCUUAAACAUUGAUGAUAUUCCUUACCACCAAGGAGCAGAAUCCUACUUCGUUUGUGAGCGACACUUGGAGCUGAGGCUUCCUUUUGCAUCAAUAUUUUGCAAUAAAGUAGAGCAGUUUCAGCCUUUGUUUGCAGAAGACCACAGGCAGCUGCUUUUGGACACGACAAACCUAGACGAAAAUGAAGAGUUGUCGGAUACUGCGUCAGAAUUACUAAUAUACAAGUUCAGCAGACGCUUAAGAGAUAAAGUUCCUCAACUAGUGGAGCUGGAAUACCUCCAUAAAAACAUUGGAUGGUACGUUGAAGAUCUUUUUGACAUGAAAACUGGUCGUUUUUCUAAUGCUUUGUCACGAGAUGAAAGAGUUCAGUUUUUGAAGUCGGCAAUGGCACACCAUAUAAAGUUUAGCAUGGACGGUGAUCCUUCCCGAGUCAUUGCCCAAUUGCACUCUCUCUUCUGGUUGAACGAAUCUUCGUAUAUGACGGCACUGCAGGUUUACGAGACGUGCUGCUAUAUUGAGCAUGUGGAAUUUGGGAAAGUGUAUCACACGUUUACACCUGUGUUCGAGGAGAUGCUUUUUCAAGACAAGAGACCACAUAAAAAGUGUUUGGACGGCAACAAAACAUUGAAGCAGAGUUAUGACGAGUUAGGAGAAUCAGAGAGAGUCCAAGCAGCCAAUGUAAAAUUUAACGAGGAAGAAGAAGGUCAAGUAGACAAGACGACCAGGCCAGUGGAUCAACACAGAGAGCAACACGAAAACGCACAGACGAAAGCUAACGAAGAACCAGAGGAACAAAAGAAACAACUACCCUUUGCACCGACAGAUAAUUUACGGAAAGGAUGCUUCAGUAAUCAUAGAAUGGGCGAUAGCGACGACAUCAGUGACGAGAAGAAGAUUAAAUCUUUUCAAGAAGGGAAAUUUUCUGACGCGGCUGAAGGAGGCCGGUGUGAGGAGGCUCUAAAGUCAGUUUUACCGGAGAUCGAGGACUAUGCAAGGAAAGAGAGGAAUGAUAGAAGCCUGCAACAAGAAAACCACGUUGAACACCGUGGUAAUUUCGAAGAAAUAUAUAGUAUCGCGAAGGAAGAAAGUGAUGAAGAGGUUGAAGAGUGUUCAGGAGAUGAAGGUGACUCGAACGAAGAAGAUACCGAGAGUGAACUCCAAGUGAACGAUAUUCAAGACGAGGCUUACGGAGAAAAAAGUAUUGGCUUUAAUGAAGUAUUAGUAAAAACUUUAUGCUCCGCUCUAUUCCCAACGUCUGAUGUGAUAAGGAGCUUGAAUGGGUAUGAAGGUUGGCAGCGAACAACAACUCUCUUUCUUUCUACAGUGAGCAGAAUGCAAGUUCAGAGUCCUGCCUAUCAUUUCCUACGCGUCUGUCACGACUUUGCGACCCUGGUGGCCCUAUCCGAAUCCCUUCGACAGCGCUAUCUUUACCCGCUGGGUGAACUUGGCAAAACCGGAGCUUCCGAGGAUUACCUCAGCUCGCAACCUGUCUUUGAACAUGUUAUGAACGCCACUGAUGAGUUGAAGAAAGAAAAAAACCCACCAAAAGCUUUAGAAGACUUUAUCAUGCUAUUUUAUGGACGCUGCAUUGAUUCUGAUUUGGACACGCCAUGGCUUUUUUCCAUACUAAAGAGAAUAUGUUGCAGUGAACAUAAGUCGUACAUGGAACUCGCUGGACCACUAAUUCACCGUAUUUUCCUAAGUGAAGAAAGGAUUUUUCCAGGUGUCUUUGAGAAGCUCCUGCACAACUUGGACAGCAUAAGUGAACAUCCAGGUCUACAAGUAUCCAGCUGCGCCUUGACAUCUCUUCCACAUGACAACAAACUGGACUCUCCAUUUGCUGUGGUGUGUUGUGAUCUCAUAAACGAAGUUGGAUUUUUAGACAUAGAUUUCACAACAGUUGUAAGCUCUGAUGAUCAGCCGCUCUUGAACUUUCGGAGAGCCUUUCAAACAUUAACGGAGCCACGUGAAAACGUCAACAACAGAGUCUUCCAUCUUCUUUGUGCAGCAGCUUAUUUAAAGUCGUUUUUGGCCUCAUUUUGUAAGUUUAUUUUACAAAGCCCCAGUUACUUGGAAGAAGAUGGGAAGUUUUCUAUUCUUCUGAAUGAGAUAAAUGCGGCAUUCGCCUUAAAUAGAACGCAUCAGGAGCAUCCUACGAUGGGGGAGCUGCAGAUCUACUUUCUAAAGGAGAUGAGGAAAGAGCUUUCCAUGUAUGAGGUGUGCGAUCGUUGUGGACGAAGCUGUAAACUUCCAGAGUUGAGAAGCAUAAAGGGGGAAGAAGAAAACCUGGUUGGUAAACUAAGCUCUGAUCCUUUUCAAUCAUUAGCGGAGGAAUCUCAAUCUCAACUGGCAUUAGCAGCGCUUCUUGAAAAAAGAAGUUUGAAUCCCCUUGAAAAUGCUAUCAGUUCCUUGCCCAAUUCAGUGGAGAAGAAGGUCGAAAUGGCAACAGUCCUAGCCAAGUCGUUCUAUCUGAUUCGGUCAAGACGAAAGUUGAGUGAUAGUGAAGACAAGGCAAUUUCGUCUUUCAUAGUAAAGUUUAUGAAUAUGGAAACUCCGUAUGUUGAGCUUCUCCUCGGAAUCACUGGACAGAAAGAUUUCAAUGCCACAGGACUUUGCAUUUCACCAGAGUCAUCACCAGCAGAUGUCCAAAGAGCAGCACUGAUUCUUCACCUCUGCAUCAUCCUUGCUUCAAGUUUCAGAAGUCCAGGGGAGACCAAAUUGGCCAUGAUGUCAUACUUCGUUAACCCAAAAGCUUCCGUAGAUUCCUAUGUCUUGGCAUCAGGACAAUGUCAUGUCCAACCAUUCAGCAAACACCAGAAUUACGUUGAUUUGAAACUACCAAAGACGACAUCUACCUGCUGUCCUUGCGGGAUGUUCUUUGUGGUGGUUGAUGAUGGUGAGAAAGCAAGCUGCCCUAGCUGUGAGCAAAAUUUCAAAGCUGGAGAAAUAUUUAUUCCGAAGCAGAUGACCCAAGAAACCACUUCACCUUCAAAAGGCUACGUCGUUCUCAUAAACUCUGGGAACAUCUCUCUCUGUGUUCGGAGGUUGAAACCUCCAGAAUUUCGUAUUCUUAACCUUUUUGUUCACGCAGCGCUCUACGGGGGCUACGCAUUAGGACUGAUCGACGAGAGCUCUCUUUGCAACUUUAUGAAUACUGAUCAUCAAGAUAGUAGUCCUUCUGAUCUUUGUUUCGAAAAUAUUUCGAACGACUUAAAGGCGUUGUGUAGUCUCUUAAAUGCCAAAGAAGAAGAAAUCAUUUCUUUCCUACAUGGUGUGCUGGAUGAAAGUGCCUCGAUCCUUACCUCAGUGAUAGUGUGCCACUCUUUAAAGGAAAGGAUGUCCUGGGAAGAGGAGUUUGCAUCAAAAUUCAAACCCUUGCUUCGCGAAUUCCAUCCGAGGAAGCUCUUGGAACGUACUCGCCGUGCCUUAGAAAACUCCUUAUCGCCUGUCCAGGGAAAGAUUGAAGAAACUGACCAACCUCACUUUCCAAGUACAGAAGAGGGAAAAAUGCAUGUUCCCCGCCUGCUGAGAGUAACAUUGCCGAAAACGUUUAACGGACUAAAAGCUUUUUAUAUGGCAGCUGAAGACGAAGAAAGAGAAAAAUAUCCAUUGCUAGGUUUGUUUCUUGAUUUUAACGACAGUCUUCCACUUGUGGCACAUCUGGUCCCCCUUGUCUCGUGGAGUCGUGUGGUGGAUUCGUUGCUGAGUAGACGUCUUAGUCGUUCAGACGCAAGCACAAAUGUUCACGAUGUCAUUCGAAGCAAAACUAAAACACUAGAAGAGAGGAAUCGUUUGACCGAGACCUUUAAGAAGUUCAUCGACGCAUUUGAGGCAAUAAAUCCUCUCCUGAAGGAACAGCUCAAUCAAGAUGUGCCACACCUUAGUGAGAGUUCACCGAUCUCUACUUGUCUUGUUGAAAAGCGAGGUGAAGGAGAGUUCCUCUGUGCGGCUAUGGAAACACUUCAGAAAAUCCAAAACGAAUUCUUGCAGAAGGUGCUUAGUAUUGCAGCAACAGGGAAGUCUUCUGCUUUGAUCUUUUUAAAGAAAGAUGAGGGAAAAUGUGCGAUUCCAAUUGUUCCUUUGCAAGAAGCUCGAGAAAAGGAAGUUAUUCGAUACCCGUCUGAGUGGUCGGACGACCUUUUAAGGUACUCUCACCGUAACACUGAGUACGGCCAUGGAAAAGAGGUGUGUUUUGAUCUCGCAAGGAUGGAAAAGGAAUUGGCGACCCGUUUCUUAGUUGGAAAAGCAUUUCUUUCCACGUCCGACGGACUGCGUGAGUUCAUCUUCUCUCGAGAGUUGUUUCACACCUGCAAAGGUAUUCUAGAUGAAUUGCAUAAGCUCAUUCCUCAGCAGCCCCUGAAGGAUAUGCUACGGAUGCGACUGAGUGAGCACAGCCUUGAGUGCGUACGAGAGUUGUUGGAACAUAUGGAAAUUGUUCUUUGUUUGUUAAAGAGACACCGAAUCGGAAAACCUGAUGAACGGCUGACAGAAUUUACAGACAAGUGGUUCUGUGGAUUACGACCAUUUCCAAAGGAAUCGCUUCCUGAACCCCACCAUGAGAUCCAGCUAAUGCACGUGGUUGCCUUGUAUGAAUUCCUCGAAGACUUAUUGGCUGAAUCGGCCGCGAAACGUGUGCAUGACAUGUAUCGAAGUCCCAUACCAAGACAUAUUAAAGAUAAAUUAGCUAAAACUGCUAUUUUGUCUGGCAAGAGCGAAGCAGAUGCACUUAAUGCUAUCACAACAGCACUCCGACGAUUCAUUUUCCGCUAUCUCUACUCGGAAAAAAUAAGACCUGAGCCCGGAAAGUGUCUAGCCGAGCGUAUGAAAGAGUCUUCCCUUUGGCCGAUAGACAUGUACAAGUCGUGGGAGUCCACAGAAGGGGAAUCCCUGGUAAAAUUCACUCAGUCUACGUUUCCUGAGAAUCUGACCAUUGGACAUACGUACGAAACCCUUUGCUUGUUCCAGAAGCGCCUUAGAGAGCUCGAAGAAGCAAAGCAGAUGUCGCGCUGCUCAGUAUCGAAAGGAGGCAAGACCAGCGUUCAAAGAUCCCGUCAGCUGAAGGGUCUGCCACGAUUUAGCCUCUCGUGAAACAGACUUAUAAUAGCGACCAGCAGUGAGACAAAGCUGUCAAAUGUUGUCAGAACUAGUAGGUCAAAUAUAUAUAGUAUUUGCAAGGCUGGACAGCGUUGCCAUCCUCGCAAUUUCCUAACAAUUCAAAUAAUGUAGCGUUUUUGCAUGGACUUGUUGCCGUCAACUUAAUGAGGACGAUUCUUUUGUGAAUGCAACAAUCAUAUUUCGUUGAUUUUUUCCCGAAAUGAUAAUUAUCUAUUAAUUAAUCAUACACUGUUUGUUAAAGGCCCAAUCAAAAGUUGCUGCAAGAUAUGCUGAGAUGAAAUUAGAGUUUUCCUUUGACUGUUUUUUGACGCAUAGUGCAAUCUUAAAACUUUUACAGCCCAAUUUCUACAUCUAUAGUUAAAAAAAAAAUUGAUGAUAUUUGUACCUCUUUAUAGGUGGA
Molecule: messenger RNA, 11093 nt
Organism: Stylophora pistillata
Lineage: Eukaryota; Metazoa; Cnidaria; Anthozoa; Scleractinia; Pocilloporidae
Molecular function (GO): ubiquitin-protein transferase activity; ATP binding; ATP hydrolysis activity
Source: RefSeq, a predicted model, not a curated record